UUUAAUCAUGCGUACAUUGUCUGUACAUACUGUUUAUCCAUAUUCAUUUUUAUUCUCUUAGCUAUGAACCAUGCAUUACCAUAUUUACUAGUUAUCCAUCUUCAUAUUGCAUUCUAUUAGGAAUUAUUCUGUUGACCCGGUUUUACGUUGCUAUUAACAAGUUGAAGUAAUUUUUUAGAUUAAUUUAAAACAUGUAUUUUUCAGUGAUAGUUAAAGCCAUCGGUCCUAGGUAUUUGGUUGGCUGUCGCAGUACAGUGGAUAAGGAAAAUCUAACUUCUGGCACUAGAGUGGUUCUCGAUAUGACGACUCUUACAAUCAUGAGGGCACUCCCACGUGAAGUUAAUCCUCUGGUGUAUAAUAUGCUUCAUGAAGAUCCUGGCAAUAUAAGCUACUCUGCUGUGGGUGGACUGUCAGAUCAGAUCAGAGAGCUGAGAGAAUCAAUAGAACUACCUCUGAUGAACCCUGAACUUUUCCUCCGUGUUGGAAUUAAGCCUCCAAAGGUGACUUGUUUAAUAUAA
Molecule: messenger RNA, 518 nt
Organism: Solanum tuberosum (potato)
Lineage: Eukaryota; Viridiplantae; Streptophyta; Magnoliopsida; Solanales; Solanaceae
Product: 26S protease regulatory subunit 10B homolog A-like
Exons: 2
Coding region: 192-518 (108 amino acids)
Source: RefSeq, a predicted model, not a curated record